UAAUUUCUUGAAGAACGGCGCCUCAUGUUCUUAGAUCCGUUCAUCUGUGCAUCUUGCUGCUAUGUUUUAAGUUGGUUUGUUGUGAUUUCUACGGUCUAGUCUAACGUGUACCGUAUUUUUUCUGUGGACAACAGCACCGAUCCGAGCAUAUGGCGGCGCCCCGUGAGAUCACGCACACCGUUCUCGGCAUCAUAGGUGGAUACACGGAGCUUACUUGGAUCUUUACCUUACGAAUGCUUAAACGAGCACAUAGCUUAGUUUUUCUUUUGAUGGAACACAGAGCUUAAUUUUGGUGUUUGCGUUGUUGCAGGCGUUCUGACUUCCGCCACCGGAUACACGGUACCCUGGUACGCAACUCGUCUUACAACCCUUUUUCUAGAUCUGGCCCGGCCCUAGGGCAGGCAUCUUGGGCUUUUUCGUGAGUGUAUGUAUGUAAAUCUGCUCAGGCCCUUGGGCCGUUAGUAUCCAUCCUCGCUCGAAGAGAAAAGUUCCCCUAAAAAAAAGGGGGGAAAUAUCCUCGCUCCUCUCCCUCCCCUCCCAAUGCCUCUGCCUUUGCUCGCCUCCUUUCCCGCCGCUCGAGCACCGUCGAUCCGCCGCGGGGUCGCCGCCGUUGAUCUUCUUCGGCCAGGUUCAGCCGCUCGCCCCUGACAUCAACGGAGAAGCCGUCUUGCCGACCCCGUGCCAACCCGGUGAUGUUUGUUUGGUUACUGCAAUCGAUUUGCAAUACAAGCAUACACACAGAUUUAAUUUGACGUGUGUUCACGACGAUGGCGGACUUGAAGAGAAAUGAGCACGUUGGAGAGCGCUCUGUGUUUCCUUACCUGACCGCUCUAGUCAACUGCGCCCUUUGGCUUUGCUACGGCAUCUCACCAAUGGGUAGCAGUCUCAUAAUUGUGAUCAAUGUGUUCGGGGCUGCAUGGGAGAUCUAUUACAUUUACACAUUCCUGUACUUCUGUGAGGAAGAUCAACGUCCGUGGGGAUUCAUUUAUGUGUGGUUCGGAAUCCUUAUUGUUUUUCUAGCAGAUAUGGCAAAAUACAAGUUAUUCUUCAGCUGGGCCUGCGCCCUGUGUGGCAGUUUGGUAUCGGUUUCCCCUCUGUUCAACUUGGGGACUGUGCGUCGGCAGAAGAGCAUGGACUCGAUGCCACCAUUGCUUCAAGUGGUGUUGUCUUUGGCGAACACAACGCUCUGGGCUGGAUACGCCUACAUGGCUGAAAAAUGCGACAAUUUCAUCUUUUACCCAAGCUUGGUAGGAUUCUCCUGCGCUGUUAUCCAGUUGGUUCUUCACAUCGCCUUGAGGCAGCACGGUGACUCUGAGUUGGACGAGGCGCUUGUGUAGGUGGCGCGGCAUCCGGGAUGACACAUGAAUGUGAAGAACUGCAGCAGGAUAUUUAACUCAUCAUCUAUCCUUUUGUUAUAUAUCUAUAUGGCAUUGUUGGCAUGUUAUGAAGUGUCUGCAUGAAGAACAUAGACAUGCAAAUUGGAGCAGCUCGUGCGAUAUCUAAACAGGAUGUCACUUAUUUUUGCCUUCUGAUGAUUACACCGUGAAUUUGAGUCAGUCUGGUUAAACUGACGGGAGUUGUAGUUAGCUGUAGAAGUAGCUGAGUGCCCCUCCUCUUUCUGGCCUUGUGCCUACAUUUAUUGUUCUCCAACUCCGGUAAAAGAGUUUCUUUUGGCCUUGUGCUCUA
Molecule: messenger RNA, 1686 nt
Organism: Triticum urartu
Lineage: Eukaryota; Viridiplantae; Streptophyta; Magnoliopsida; Poales; Poaceae
Source: RefSeq, a predicted model, not a curated record